Messenger RNA from Serendipita indica DSM 11827, 726 nucleotides. The record is from the annotation of a GenBank genome assembly. NCBI's taxonomy places the organism in Eukaryota, Fungi, Basidiomycota, Agaricomycetes, Sebacinales, Serendipitaceae.
AUGUUGGCGGCUGCCCGCAUUCUGAGAGUCCCUGUAGGCUGUCAAAAUGAUCUAAAUAUCCUCAAACCUAUUCUAUACGACCAACGGCGUCAGUUUGUCAAGCCGCGGACGAAAAUAAAAGAUCCUCUGGCCGACGCACCGAGCACGACGUUGUCCUACCCGUCUGUGACAGAGACAAAGGAUAUUCCUGAAGAUGGAGCAUCAGCAGACAAGCUUACAUUCAUUCAUCGUCCCCCUCCGACCUCGCCCUCGCCGUAUUCGAUGAUAAACGCACCUAGUUCACCUCUGCUACGAACACCAAAGCAGCACCAGGGGCCUUACAAGGGAUUUGUAAAGCUUUUGCCAGGAAAGGCGCCUAUUAUCUCGUUGGAUGGCGAGAUUGGCGAAGCUCAACGAUUCACGCCGUUAACCAGCAGCCAACUCCAACAACGGCACGCUUCAGAACCACCACUCCUCCGACCAUAUCCUCAUGAGAAAACACGACACCUUACUGCAGAAGAGCUCUCACGGAUGCGUACGCUGCGAGAGACAAAUCCCAAGCUCUAUACUCGGUCGAAACUGGCGAAAAUGUUCAACUGCGCCCCAGUAUUCGUCAGUAUGGCGGCUCCGUUGCCUCGAGACAAAUUAAAGGAGGUAUGGAAGGCGCAGGAAGACGAGAAGAAGGGAUGGACAUGGAGGAAGCAAGCACUCCGAGAGAUGCGUCGAAAGAGGAGGAAUCUCUGGUAG